AUUUUCCCUACUCACCACCCUCUAUUUCCUCUCUCCCUCCCUCUCCCUCCCUCUCCCUCUCCCUCUCCCUCUCAGAAAACAAAGGCAAAACGCCAUAGGCAAGUAGAGAAAAUAUCAGAGUUCCAAUGGCCAUUGAAACAGGGCAUCUCAAUGUUUUUCCUCCACAACUUAUCUCAAACGGAGAUUUGAUGAAUGUUUACCACCAUGGGGAUAACAACUUUGCAGUCAACCCGCAGAGGGGCUCAUCAGGAUUCGCUUUUCGCCAAGCCCUGCCUGGAGAUUUUGUCCCGAAUCUCCCGAUUUAUGAUUCACAGGCAAAAACUUCAAUAAUUACCGACACCAAUAUUCGAAAGCGUGGCAGGGAUUCCAUGGAUCAGUACUAUGAAGCAUCAAAUUCCAGCCCGGCUAACCAGAAGAAUAACGGAAUCCCUCAGUUCCCAUCUUUUGCCGGUGAAGGCUUUUUGCAUCAAAUGCAGCAACACCAUUUGGAAAUUGAUAACAUUAUAUCCCAAUAUAGUAAGAAAAUGAGGGUGGAACUUGAAGAGAGGCAAAAGCAACACACUGGAUUCGUGCUGGCAACAAUAGGAGAGGCAGUGACGAAGAAAUUAAAGGAAAAGGAUGAGCAGAUUCAGAAAAUGGCCAAGUUGAAUUUGGUUCUUCAAGAAAGAGUCAAGAGUCUCUACGUCGAAAACCAUUUAUGGCGAGACAUGGCACAGACAAAUGAGGCGACGGCUAUGUCCCUGCGCACGAAUCUCGAACAAGUCCUAGCCCAAGUAAGCGAAGAACGUCACUCGGACGGUGUAGGUCCCGGCGCACAGGAGGUUGAGGAAGACGUCGAGUCGUGCUGCGGUAGCAGCGACCAUGGAAUCCGGGACAUCCAAGUUGGUAACGAAGACGCAGAUUGCGGGAGAAACAGGCGGUUCAGUGAUCGGAAGUGCAAGAGAUGUGGGGAAAGAGAGUCGACGGUUUUGUUGAUGCCGUGCAGGCACUUAUGCCUUUGCUACAUUUGUGGGAGCGGGUGCCAUGGCCUCGAAGCAUGCCCUGUCUGUAACUGUGCAAUGAAUGGUACAUUGCACGUUAACAUGUCUUCUUAAUCAAUGCAUAAAACGAGAAAGACACAUUUUGGUUGUACAUUCUUACAACAUCUUAUGUAAAUUUCUUUUAGUUAACAAAUUAGGUUGUGAAAUUUUUAUUCU
Molecule: messenger RNA, 1196 nt
Organism: Olea europaea var. sylvestris
Lineage: Eukaryota; Viridiplantae; Streptophyta; Magnoliopsida; Lamiales; Oleaceae
Product: BOI-related E3 ubiquitin-protein ligase 1-like
Exons: 3
Coding region: 126-1094 (322 amino acids)
Biological process (GO): regulation of programmed cell death
Molecular function (GO): ubiquitin-protein transferase activity
Source: RefSeq, a predicted model, not a curated record